Molecule: messenger RNA, 429 nt
Organism: Eruca vesicaria subsp. sativa (arugula)
Lineage: Eukaryota; Viridiplantae; Streptophyta; Magnoliopsida; Brassicales; Brassicaceae
Source: the annotation of a GenBank genome assembly
AUGUCUACCUUCAUCGGCGAUGAAACUGCUCCCUUCUUCGGCGAUGAAACUGCUCCCUUCUUCGGCUUCCUUGGCGCUGCCGCCGCCCUCGUCUUCUCCUGUAUGGGAGCUGCUUACGGGACUGCAAAGAGUGGUGUUGGUGUGGCUUCAAUGGGAGUGAUGAGACCUGAGUUGGUGAUGAAGUCUAUUUUACCUGUGGUUAUGGCUGGUGUGUUGGGUAUUUAUGGACUCAUUAUUGCUGUUAUCAUCAGUACUGGUAUCAACCCAAAGGCUAAGUCUUACUACCUCUUUGAUGGAUACACACACCUCUCCUCUGGUCUUGCUUGUGGUCUUGUUGGUCUUCUGCUGGUAUGGCCAUUGGAAUCGUGGGUGAUGCUGGAGUCAGGCAUCAUAUUAUCUUCUCGAGCUGGUCAGUCCAGAGCAGAAUGA